This is a messenger RNA of Miscanthus lutarioriparius, 1377 nucleotides long. The record is from the annotation of a GenBank genome assembly. NCBI's taxonomy places the organism in Eukaryota, Viridiplantae, Streptophyta, Magnoliopsida, Poales, Poaceae.
AUGGCCAAUCCCCUCUUAAUCUUCCUUCCCCUCCUCCUCAGCGUCGCCGCCGUGCCUCACGCCGCCGACGCCGACGCCGACGGGACGGACCCCUGCGCAGGCCGGCGGAUCCACAUCCGCGGCCUGCCCCCGCGCUUCAACGCCGACCUCCUCCGCCACUGCGGCGCCGACGCCUUCCCGCUAGCCGACCCGUCCGCGGCGGCCACCUCGGUCCCGCCCUGCGAGUCGCUCGCCAACCACGGGCUCGGGCCUCGAACUAACCCACGCAGCCGGUCUUGGUACCGCACCGACGCGCGGCUCCUGGAGGCCUUCUUCCACCGCCGCAUCCUGGAGCGGGGCUGCCUCGCCGACGACCCGGCCGACGCCGAUGCCGUGUUCCUGCCCUACUACGCGGCUCUCGACGCACUGCCGUACGUGCUCGAUCCAGGCCUGCUCGACGAAUCCGCGCGGCACGGCGUGGCGCUGGCGGAGUUCCUGUCGCGGGACCAGGCGCGGAUCCUGUCUCGCCGGCACGGGCAUGACCAUUUCCUGGUGGUCGCGGGGUCCGCGUGGGACUACGCGCAGCCGCCGAGCGUGGAGCCGAGGCUAUGGGGCUCGACGUCGCUGCUGCGACUGCCGGAGCUGGCCAACUUCACGUUCCUGACCCUGGAGUCCCGCACGUGGCCGUGGCAGGAGCACGCGAUCCCGCACCCGACGUCCUUCCACCCGUCAUCUCUCGGCCACCUCCGCACCUGGCUCGCCCGCGCGCGCCGUUCGCGUCGCGCCACGCUGAUGCUCUUCGCGGGCGGCGCCUCCCGCCCGUCCCGGCCCAACAUCCGGGGCUCCAUCCUCUCCGAGUGCGCGAACCGCACCGACGCGUGCGUCGUCGUUGACUGCUCCGGCGGCAAAUGCGCGCACGACCCAGUCCGGUACAUGCGCCCCAUGCUGCGGUCCAAGUUCUGCCUGCAGCCGCCGGGGGACACGCCGACGCGGCGCUCCACGUUCGACGCCAUCCUCGCCGGCUGCGUGCCCGUGUUCUUCGAGGACCUCGCGGCGCGGAGGCAGUACGGCUGGCACCUGCCCCCAGUGCGGUACGACGAGUUCUCGGUGCACAUGCCCAAGGAGGCCGUGGUGUUCGGCGGCGUCCUAAUCGUGGAGACGCUGGAGGCCGUGCCGGAGGAAGAGGUGCGGAGGAUGCGGCAGCGCGUGCUGGAGAUGGCGCCGAGGGUGGUGUACCGGCGGCACGGGAGCACGCCCGAGCUGAGGGAGGCCGUGAAGGACGCCGUCGACCUCGCCGUGGAUGGCGUGCUGCAGAAGAUCCGGAGGCGGACGCGUGCACUGGAGGACGGACUGCCAGAGAGGAUUUACGCGCUAGAGGAGGGCAGCGUCGACAUAUAG